Messenger RNA from Macrosteles quadrilineatus (aster leafhopper), 3250 nucleotides. RefSeq lists its product as uncharacterized. Bases 241 to 2109 code for a protein of 622 amino acids. NCBI's taxonomy places the organism in Eukaryota, Metazoa, Arthropoda, Insecta, Hemiptera, Cicadellidae. The record is from RefSeq and is a predicted model, not a curated record. The transcript has 7 exons.
UUUGUAAUGUUAAUGUAAUUACCGGUAUUUUAUUAGUCAUCAUCUAAAGUCAUCCAUCGUUCACCCUAUUGCAUUGUUUUAUUUGAUUGUUUAGUAACUUUUAAGUAUCGGUAUUGCCGUUGGCCGUUGUUAGUGAAAACGAUUCUUAGUUAAUUUAAAAGGUUUAAACCAUAAAAUUCACCGUUUCCGUGCCUGCUGUUAGCGCAACUAAGUAUCAAACCAUCUUCAGUAUCAAACCAAAUGCGAAAGAAUACAGAAUGUAAAUUGAAAGCACAGCCUCGAGUGUUAUUACAUCGAUUAGAAACUGUGCUGGGGCCACAUAUGAAUACGAACAAGAAUCAAAAACACGACAAGGAUGUUCCUGAUGUUAACCGUAUCAAGAAAGAGGAUUCUACUACUCCACUUAUUAAAGAAGAAAAGUUAACUUUUAAAACCGGUAUAGAUCCAAAGUCUGUAAAGAGAGAGUUGGAUGACCCCUGUAAUAAUCUAAAAAUAUGUGAUAAAUCAAUCCUACAUGAACCCAAUAGGAGUGAAUGCAGUCCAGACAAAUACAUCCCACGGUAUGAUAAGAUUCUACACCAGCCAACUGUACAACUUUUACCGACAAUAAAACAUGAAAACACUGACAUUAUAACUGUAAAAAAAACCCAAAUUCAAGAAAAACAUUUAAUCGAUUUAGAAAAAGAGUGGCAAGUGAAGGAUACUCUUCCUACGGUAAAAAUUGAAACCGAAAAUGUCAACACUAAAUUUGGUGGGAAAAAAUGUGAUAAUUCUAAUUUAAUUAGUUUAAAAAAUAAUGUUGACUCUCGUGUAGAUUUACUAACCGAAAAACAACCAUCAGCAUUGGAAAAAACAUCUGAAAUAAUAACAAAUUGUGAACAAAACAGUGAAGCAUCCACCUUAGAGAGCCCUACUGUUUCGGAAAAAGAUUCUCAUGGUACUAAAAGCGCAGGUUUAUUAAUCAAAGUCAAGGAUGCGAUAUCACUUGGAAUUGAAAACACGCAGGAGAAGGAACCAGCCCAACCAAUAGUUAUUAAUCCCCAAUUACAACUAAAACCUCCAAAUGAAAAUGAAUCAAUAAUUGCAAAUAUUUUAAGGCUUUACCCGUUAUUUUUCUCACCGACGGUAAGAAGUGAUUUGUAUUGCCUGGUGGAGAUUUUAGAUAAAUUGUCCAGAGAAUCUCUCCUGGAGCAUGAUAAUCAGAUGUUUGAUAGUGAAAAAUACCUUUGGAAAGUGCAAAACUAUAGCAGAACUUUUGUUGAAGCGUUUAAUAAAAUCUUAAAACUCAAUGACCCGGAGUUGGAUAUCGAUACAUGGAAAAAAGUUAUUCCGAUGUUAUAUCUACAAAUAGACAAGGCAUUUGAAAAACUUGGACGAAAAGAUUUUGAUUUUAGAACGGUUAUGAAGAAACUUUUUGAGAUUCAAAAGUUUGUUUGUGUACAUGAUGUGAUGCUACAAAAGCCUCACAAACAGUUCAAAGAUAUUGUGGCCACUUAUUAUAGAUGGCUUUCUGAAAUAUUCAUGGAAUGUGAACCUCUGGGUUCAGGGGACGAUGUGCUUAGCACAAGUUCCGAAGAAAUUGAAGAAGUUGGCGAGCAUUCAGUCACCGAAGAUUUUAAUAUGAAUGUCGAUGAACAAUCAAAGGAAAACGAUACUUCUUCUGAUUUUGAUUUGGAUGUGGAUUACCUCCAUUGUCCUAUGUGUCGACAACGUUUACCCCGUUGUUACCUCUGUCACGAGCUACUUACCUGUCCAUGUCAGCUGAAGAUCAAUGUAACAGCUGAAAAACAUCAGCUAACUGUAUCAGCUCUAAACCUCUGCCGGGAACAUGGCUCUUGUGGGGACAGCUGGGAUUUGUGGGAAAGCGACUGGUUAAACCAAGACAUUCUUGAUCAUAGAGAAGAGAUGCUUUUGGAGUCUGUGUGUUGGAACAGAUCUUGCAAUAACAAGGUGGAAAUGCUUUGUGUCUGCAGAGUUCGGGCGUACUGCUCCAAUAUCUGCCAGAUUGAAGAUUGGCGUGAAGAUCACUUCAAGACUUGUAGGAGAGAGACUGAGCCUGAAUGUUUACUUGCAGAUCUCCAACUAACUCAGGAAAUGGAUGUGACAUGAGGAAAGUAUUACGUGUAAAUAUUUACAUCUGUUUUCAAGUCUAAGACUUGAUAUUUGACUGAUAGACAUUAGAUUCGUCAAUCCGUAAGACUGAUAGAAAUUUCACACAAGUGACUACCUAAAUAUUGGAUUUUUUUCCAAAAAUCUUUUUUUGAAGUCUGAUUUAUAAUAAUUUUUAAUGGAAUUCAAUCGACGUAGAAGCGCCCGUUUGAAAAACAUAAGUUAUCCAUAUUUUUGUAACAGUUCAAAACUUUUAAAAAGACUCUAGUUACUAGUUUUAUUUGCUAUCCUCUUUUUUGUUUGAACAUUUUUUAUUCACAAUUUCUCUAAGAAGUUCCCUAGCCAACUUUUUGUUGAAAACAAUUGUAGCGUAGACACAAAAACAAAGGAUUGAUUUUUAACAAUAACUAGAUUGUUAAAUAUUUUUGUCUUAAUUUUAUAAUUUUUUUUAGUUGGGAAAUUACUGCCACUAUAGUAUUAGUUACUUUUUAAUUUCCAUAACAAUUUUUAAAAUCUAUUUUAUUUUAAUUCAAGUACUGUACUAUUUUAACCUAGGUCAUAUUGAUUUUUUUUGUGAAUCGGAUGAUUCCAUAUGGGCUAAAGGCCAUGCAGAACGUUGUUUACCAUUGUAUAAUGUAUAUUUAUAUAUAUAUAUUUAUCAAGAUCAUUUCAAAUGUAUAGUUUAUUUUCUAAUAAUGCCUUUGUUAAAAAUAAUGAAUAUUUUAAUUUUAAUUUUAACCCUAGCGCUGGCACACGCCGGAUAUACGGCGCGAACGGCCGCGGCCGAAAUGGCAACGCCGGAUAUACGGCGCCAAUGCAGAUAUUACGGUAGGCCUAUAUAUAAUUUUUUUUAUUUUUUUAAUUUUUUUUAGGUUUGUUCACUUUUUAGGGCUACUGUUGUAAUAAAUAAGUUAAAUAAUACAAACCAGAGUACCCUGGAAUUAUAUGUUAUAUAAGGUGUACGGUUUUGUACAUGACCUGGGUUGGAUGAUUAUUUGGUACUAGCGUGGGGGUACGAUCGACAUAGUAAUAGGGCUAUCAAACAAAAUACACAAAAUAAGCUAUAUAAACUAUAUGUUUUUGGAAUCAGCACAAAAUUUACCACAACUUUACAAUUUACCUUAUGAUGAUAAGUCUUACA